GAAAGGGCCGUAGGAAGAAGCAGCUGCGGAAGCCCCGGGGGUGGAGCUUUCUGCAGAGAGAGAGGAUGCAUUGCUGGCCAGGUCUGCAUCUCUGUGCAAAGGAACAGAGACACGUGCGGAAGAAGCAACUCACCCAUUCGGAACCCAGGGCUGUGCACUUCCUCUGUUCCCACAGAGACCUCACGAUCAAGAAGCAAGUCAGACACUGCAUUGAUGGAGGAGGAGAGAGAGAGGGGUCAGAGGCAAAGGGGCUGCAGGGGUUAUUUUCUGGGCGCUGCCUCCAGCAGUCUCUCCACCCUGGCAACCUUCCCCAUUUACAAGACCAUCUUCCGCCAGCAACUGCAUGCCUUCUGCAUCACUGAAGCGGUGCGCCAGCUGUGCCACGAAGGUUUCUGCCAAAUCUAUCGUGGUGCCUUUCCACCACUCAUGGCCAAGACGCUGCAAGGAACAUUGAUGUUUGGCACCUACAACAGCUUCUAUGGCUUCCUCUCGAAUCAGCCAUGGGGGUCCUUUUCCCGCAGAGCCACAGCCGGGCUGUUUUCUGGCUUCUUGGAAGCCUUGGUUUUCUGUCCCUUCGAGAGGGUUCAGAAUGUGCUCCAGGAUGGAACGAAGGUCCAGAGAUUCCCCACCACACGUCACAUCCUGACCACCUUCCGUUCCUACCCCCUCGGGGAGAGCUUCAGUCUGGGCUUCUACCGAGGCCUCGGACUCAUCCUGAUCCGCAAUGGGCUGGGGAGUUCCCUCUAUUUUGCCUUGGAGGAGCCUCUCCGUAGCAGCUUCUCCACACAGAGCUUGCCUGUUGGAAUCCCAGCCUUUCUGUCGGGCAGUAUUAGUGGCACUUUGGUGUGCCUGCUGCUCUACCCUCUUGGCAUUCUCAUUGCCAAUAUGCAGUCCCAAGUGGGAAGGCAGGAAACCCUCAGCCUCUUGGCCACGAUGGCUGAGGUCUGGAAGGCCCGGGGAAGGAAAGCUUGGCUGCUGUACAGGGGCGGCUCUCUCCUCAUUCUCCGCUCAAGCCUUACCUGGGGACUCACAACUGCCAUCUACCAGUUCUUGUCCAAGGUCACAAGCUAAGGACUGAUUCUGAAGGGGGGCUAGGGCUUUCUGUGUCUGUAGAGCAAUCUGCAAACAUGGUAUAAAUGGAGACAAUGACAACAAGAAGGAAAGGAGAACUGCCCCAUACACCUGCAGGAGAAUUGAACAGUAUCCGACUGAAGAGAGAGAAAUGCAGAGCAAACUCAGAGUUGGGGGAUGUGGUUCACUUGGACACUUUGUAGAGAUCUGAAGUUUGCAAGCACAUCUGGACUAACUUGAUUCCAUUGGAGCGCCAGAAAGCUCCGCUUUGCCUUCAGCUGGAUUACACAGUGGGCCAGCAGAAAACAUCUUUUACUUUCCUGCAGGGCCUGGGGAAGGGGGAGGAGGAAUCAUGACUUCUGGCUUUGCAUGUUGGAUCCUUAAGUUACAAGCCAGACAGCCCAGCAGAAUUAAGCCCCAAUAAAUACACUGCGGGGGCAUUAUUUGUAACCUGAUUUGUGAAUUAAGCUUGGGCUUAAUUAUUGCAACCAUGUAAUUGAUUAUAUCAGGCAACUUGUCUUGGAUCCUUUGGAGAAAGGGCAUUAGCAUGUUUUGCUUUUAGUUAAUAAUACUAUUUUUAUAAACUAUCUUCACCUGAGCUGAAUUUUAGUGGCUUACGUUAAUUUUGAUACUUUAAUAAGUAGCUGUUAUUAAUAAGCUGGUUAUUUCUGGUCUGUUUGUUAUACCUAUGUUUUCCACGAUAACCGCUGUCUGCUGAUUGGAAGCCCACAAGGACAUGUUGGAUAAUUUUGGCAUGUAUAUUUCAUCACCUAUGCUUUUAUUUUAUAAGGUCUCCAAACUUUCUUAGAUUUCUUUUUUUAUAUAGACACACAAGUGUGCACUUAAUUUUUAUUGGCAUAGAAAAUGUGAGUACAACUACAAGCCUCCCCAUAAUUCACUAGCAAAUUGUUUGUAAUCUGCAAGCAUACGAUCAUACAGAAUAGCUAUGGACUAUUUUACCGCAAUAUCUUAUUACUUUAUUUAGAUUAGUUUUAAAUAUAUAAAUGUAAGUUCAAAUAUC
Messenger RNA from Crotalus tigris (Tiger rattlesnake), 2092 nucleotides. It is a transcript of the gene SLC25A53, whose product is annotated as solute carrier family 25 member 53. The record is from RefSeq and is a predicted model, not a curated record. The transcript has 2 exons. Bases 214 to 1071 code for a protein of 285 amino acids. Lineage: Eukaryota; Metazoa; Chordata; Lepidosauria; Squamata; Viperidae.